AUGGAAAGAAUAUACAAUGCCAAGAGGUGUCCGGACGACAAUCGCUUGGCAUUCACUGAGUAUCUGCUGAUUGGGGAAGCUAGUCAUUGGUGGACGAGCAUGAAGGCGAUAUUAGCGGACGCUCAAAGUCCCAUUUCAUGGGAAGUAUUCAGAAGCAAGUUCUACGAAGAAUACUUCCUAGAUAGCGUUCGUUUUGCAAAGGAGGUGGAGUUUCUCCAGUUGGUUCAAGGUGGGAUGUCCGUGUCGGAAUACACCAACAAGUUUAAACACCUAGUGAGAUUUAACACUAUGGCGACCAGUGAGGAAUGGCAGUGUAGGAAGUUUGAGAAUGGGCUGAGGAGUGAUUUGAAGCUACAAAUAUCCAGCCUAUGUAUUAGGUCAUUUCCUGCCAUGGUUGAGAGAGCUAAGGUAUUGGAGAAGAACGUGGCAGAAGUGGAGCAACAGAAGAAACAGCAGCAACAGGCAUCUAGAGGGUCGAUAUCUUCAAGAAGCAAUGUAAAUUUGAGGAGAAAUCCUUACGCUCGUCCAGCUCAAACAUCAAAUUCUGGAGGGUCUCAAGCAGUGAUUGUUGUCGGACGGUCUGGACUGCAAGGGACUGUGACAUGUUUUCAGUGUGGAGGACCACACUAUUGUUCGUCGUGUCCUCAACUGGUGGGAGGAAAGUUUUGCGCUCGCUGUAAAAGAAAUGGCCAUCUGGAGAGUGAGUGCAACAUGGGAGGACGAGCGGUCAUGAGGCCGCCGAACGCUGGAAGAGUUCAACAAGGGAGAGGCGGUCGAGCACAAGCGACUGGGCGAGUUUACGCUAUAACGAGCGCGGAAGCAACAAGCUCAGGGCGUAGAUAUAAGGUAAACCUCAUAUGUUUACCUUUAAAGGAGUUAGAAGUGAUCUUAGGAAUGGAUUGGUUGGCUGCCAAUCACAUUCUCAUUGACUGUGGUGCAAAGAAGUUAGUGUUUCCGGAUGAAGAAGAAGAAGAGUUAUCGGUGAUGCUCGGUCAACUAAAGGAGGACAUCAUGGAGGGUGCCAGCUGUUUUCUGAUAAUGACGCACGCGGAUGAAGAGUUUGAGAAUUUAUGUCGUGAACGAUCGUUCAGUGGUAAGCUGAGUGAAGGACGAUCGGUGGUGGAUGAAUUCCUGGACGUCUUUCCGGAUGAAGUACCCGGACUACCUCCUCCACGAGAAGUAGAAUUCACAAUUGAUUUAGUGUCGACGACAGGGCCCAUCUCUGUUGCACCGUAUCGAAUGUCACCAGCGGAGUUGACUGAACUCAAGAAGCAAAUUGAAGAUCUAAUGGAUAAGAAAUUUAUCAGACCGAGCGCAUCACCUUGGGGAGCGCCUAUUGAUUUGUGUUCGGGGUACCACCAAAUUCGGGUGAAGGAAGGAGAUGUUCAGAAGACUGCUUUCAGGUCUCGUUACGGACACUACGAAUAUAUAGUGAUGUCGUUCGGUGUCACUAAUGCACCAGCGAUCUUCAUGGACUACAUGAAUCGCAUCUUCAGGCCGUACCUGGACAAGUUUGUGGUCGUCUUCAUUGAUGACAUCCUUGUCUACUCCAAGAGCUGUGAAAAACAUGAAGAACACUUGAGGGUAGUACUUAGUGUAUUAAGAGAAAAGGAGUUGUACGCUAAGCUAUCUAAGUGUGAAUUUUGGAUGAAGAAAGUGCAGUUCUUGGGGCACGUAGUCUCUGCUGGAGGAAUCUCAGUGGAUCCGGCCAAGGUACGAGCGGUGCUGGAAUGGGAGAGUUCGCAUUCGGUCACUGAGUUGACCAGAAAAGAUCACCCGUUCGCUUGGACCGAUCGGUGUGAAUCUAGUUUCCAAGAACUGAAGCGGAAGUUGACGAGCACUCCAGUCUUGGUUAUUCCUGGCACGGCCAAACCGUUCGAAGUAUACUGCGAUGCUUCUCAUCAAGGUUUAAGCUGUGUACUUAUGCAAGAAAGAAGGGCGGUCGCGUACGCUUCUCGACAGCUGAAGAUCCACGAGAAGAACUACCCGACGCACGACUUGGAAUUGGCAGUGGUCGUCUUCGCGUUGAAGAUUUGGAGGCACUACUUGUACGGAUCUACAUUCCAAGUCUUCAGCGAUCACAACAGUCUCAAGUACCUCUUUGAUCAGAAAGAGUUGAAUAUGAGGCAGAGGCGUUGA
Messenger RNA from Vigna angularis (adzuki bean), 2139 nucleotides. RefSeq lists its product as uncharacterized. The transcript has 4 exons. The record is from RefSeq and is a predicted model, not a curated record. NCBI's taxonomy places the organism in Eukaryota, Viridiplantae, Streptophyta, Magnoliopsida, Fabales, Fabaceae. The coding region runs from base 1 to 2139 and encodes 712 amino acids.